CACACACACAUACAAUGUUCUCAAACACCAUGCCUGUACCAACCUUUAAAAAAUAUCCAAACGUGUUCUUACUUUUGCUGCUAUGACAAGUUCUAACUACACUUGUUUAUUCUCGAAAACACCAUACUCUUAACUAAUCCUCCCUUUAAAUUCUAAAGCAUCAAGGGUCGGCUCUCCAUAACCUCAUCUCUCUCUCUCUCUCCCUGUCUCUCUCACACACACACACAGUUAAAAGUCAUAAGCUCUUACAUUUCAUUUUCUGACCAAUUUUAGUUGUCUGUAAAAUGGGUUACAAGACAUUGGAUCAGAAGCCAAAGCUGAAGCACAAGAAGGGGUUAUGGUCACCGGAUGAAGACCAAAGGCUCAGAAAUCACAUCCUCAACCACGGCCAUGGCUGCUGGAGCACUGUUCCAAUCAACGCCGGGUUGCAAAGGAAUGGCAAGAGCUGCAGAUUAAGGUGGAUAAAUUAUUUGAGGCCAGGAUUGAAGAGAGGGAUGUUUACUGCACAAGAGGAGGAAACUAUCCUGACCCUUCAUGUCAUGCUAGGCAACAAGUGGUCACAAAUAGCCCAACAUUUGCCUGGAAGAACUGACAAUGAGAUAAAGAACUAUUGGCAUUCUUAUCUGAAGAAGAAAGUGGCCAAAAUGGAACAAACUGAUCAGGAAGCUCACACUAAAACAGAACACACAAGUUCAAGCACAGAAAAUAUAGAAUCUUCACCUUCUCCCCAGAAAUCGAUGAUUUGGAAUCCGAGUUUCGAAUCAUUUGAACACACAGAAGGAGCAUCAUCAACAAAUAUGAAUGAUCAGUCCACACAACAAAAUUUUGAGUUCCCAAAAGAAGAUCGCCAAAGCAGCUUACCAAAGCUUCUGUUUUCUGAGUGGCUCACAGUGGAUCAGUUUCAGGGGCAGGACUAUGGUAAUUCGGGUGAGCCAGCAGUUACUAAGAAUGGUUUUGAUCAUAAUUCAAGCUCCGAAGAUGGUUUUUUCCACGGUUUAUUAAUGAAUGAGGGGUCAUUUGGUAGCGAGUUUCACCAGCGCUUAAGCGAUAAUUCGGGUGGUGAAACUUUCCAUCCAGAAUUCAAAUUUGAGGGUCACAUUCCAGAGAAUGAGUUUGUUGACUUUAUAUAUGGUGAUGAUAUCUGUAGUGGUUUUGACAUGAACAAUGAUAUGUACAUAUAGGAAGUUUUUUACACUACAUCUACUUGUUUCUCUGCAAAAAGUGUUCCCUAAGUUGCUUCUGAAGAGUGAAGACACCCCUCACUUGUAUAUUAAUAAAGUCAUCAAACACAUUGUUUCUCUAUUAAUGUUGUGAAAUUUAUAACAAUAUCUUUCUACCA
Molecule: messenger RNA, 1339 nt
Organism: Cornus florida
Lineage: Eukaryota; Viridiplantae; Streptophyta; Magnoliopsida; Cornales; Cornaceae
Product: transcription factor LAF1-like
Exons: 3
Coding region: 285-1181 (298 amino acids)
Source: RefSeq, a predicted model, not a curated record